AUGUUGCUCCUAAGUGGCACCUUCAUUCCUCCUGUUGUUACCAGCGGGUAUCAGCCUAAGGGAGAAUACGUAACCAUCAAUGGCAUCAAGAACUACAUCACCGGCCCCGAGACCGCGAUGGAAGCCAUUCUCAUCAUCUACGAUAGGGAGCUUCUCUCAUGGGCAUUCGCAGCAACAGAUAGCUUCGGAUUCUUCGAUCAAACCAUCCAGGGUGCCGAUAAUUUGGCCCACUCGGAUCCCAACCGCAAGUAUCGCGUGUUCAUGCCUGACUUCUUUGAAGGCAGCCCAGCACAGAUCUCCUGGUACCCCCCUCAGACAGAGGAGCACCAGAAAAAGCUUGGUGAAUUCUUUGAAACCAAGGCAGCACCAGCCAAGUCUUUGGCUAAAGUUCCGACCCUGGUCGCUCAGGCGAAUACAUUCGUGCCGGGUGGUAAGGAAUUUGAUAAGUGGCAACUUUUUUUCAAGGCUGCUGUGCAGGCUCACCCUGCAAUGUUGGACCCUUCAGAUGCACCCAAGGUUUGCAUCCCCAUGGCGCUGUUGGCUUCUAUAGACGAGCCUGUGAGCGAUGUGAAAGAGUUUGAGUCGGCCUUGGCCGUGCCUCACGGGGUCGAGACAUUCCCGGAUCAGAUCCACGGAUGGAUGGCUGCUAGGUCGGACCUUCAGAAUGAAAAAGUACGCCAGAAAUACCAGAGGGGCUAUAGCAUCAUCCUGGAUUUCCUUCGCAAGCAUCUCUAA
This is a messenger RNA of Penicillium longicatenatum, 735 nucleotides long. RefSeq names its product dienelactone hydrolase family protein. The record is from RefSeq and is a predicted model, not a curated record. The transcript has 5 exons. Lineage: Eukaryota; Fungi; Ascomycota; Eurotiomycetes; Eurotiales; Aspergillaceae. The coding region runs from base 1 to 735 and encodes 244 amino acids.